Messenger RNA from Spirodela intermedia, 1322 nucleotides. The record is from the annotation of a GenBank genome assembly. Lineage: Eukaryota; Viridiplantae; Streptophyta; Magnoliopsida; Alismatales; Araceae.
AUGCAGCCACGUCAUCCCCUUGUUCCUUCCCUUCACUGCGGCGAGAGCGCCGACGACUUGGAGUCCUCCUGGGAAGACGCCACCGACGGCGGCGCCGCCGCUCCGCCGCCGCCUCCCCCGCCGGCUGCCGUCGCCGACGACUCCCACCGCCCCAUCUCCGACAUUCUGGCGGCGGAGGCCUCCCACUUGCCGGAGCCCGGAUACUCCGACCGCUUCCUCGAUGGCGGCUCCCUCGACGCCGCCGCCCGCCUCGAUGCCGUUGACUGGAUCUUCAAGGCAACACUCCCUUUCUCCCCACCCAUUCCCCCGCAAUCACGGAGCCCGUUGACUUUAUCCUUCUUGAUCCCCCCGUUGACCUCCACCGACCAGGUGAACGCAGUCCACGGCUUCCCGCCGACGACCGCCUUCCUCUCAGUCAACUACCUCGACCGGUUCGUAUCCUCACAGCUCCGGCCGGUGAGCCCACUUUCUUUCGGGGAGGAAAUUCACAGCCUUAGAUUAUCAUCAAUCAGUCAAUCAAUCAAUCAAUUAUCUAAUUAAGUAACCUCUUUUGGGGUUUGAUCCAGAUUCUCGUUCCUCUUUUUGGUUCAUGCAAUGUUCAUGGGAGGGAAUUAUUUUGCCUUAACUACAUGCGCACAGAUGGGGGUGAGCUGGACGUGGCGGCUGGUCGCGGUGGCCUGCCUGUCGGUGGCGGCGAAGAUGGAGGAGACGGCGGCGCCGCCGCCGGAGGAGUUGCAAAUGGCGGGGCCCCAGUUCGUCUUCGACUCCGCCGUCGUGAGGAGGAUGGAGCUCCUCCUAAUGACGGCCCUCCGGUGGCGCAUGCGCCCAGUCACUCCCUUCGACUUUGUGGGAUUCUUCUCCGGUAUUCUCUCCUCCGGCGGCACCGGCGCCGGCCCCGCCUCCGACGUUAUACUCGCCACCCAGCGCGGUAGGCGGCGCCGCUAGAAUCUACAGUUCGUGUUCUCUGCUUUAUUCUUGUGCUGUAUCUGUUGUUUGUUCGGCAGUGGCGCAGUUCAUUGGUCAACGGCCGUCGGCCAUUGCGGCGGCCGCCGUGCUCUUCACCGGUGGGGCGCCGGCGGAGGAAGAGGGGCUGUCGCGGCUCUACGAGGUGGUCAACAAGGUGGUUGACUUCCGAUAUUUAGUGAGUUGACCUGUGUAUCCUCAUCAGUGCUGACUCUGACCGGAUUGAGGCGCCGGCACAGGAGGAGGUAGAGGUGUGCCGGCGGCUGAUGGAGGAACAUUUUCCGGACACCUCUCGAUUGCCCAGGGAGCCCAACAGCCCGGCGGCGUCACCACCCACGAAACGGCGGAGAUUCAGAUAA